AUACAAUAAAAUCAAAUGGCAGAUUAGAUAAUUCUAUAAAUUGUUUGGGAAAAUGAAUUUACACUACAAUCAUAUAUUCAAAGUCUAAGUAUUUAUUUAUUCUACUAUCAAUACUACCAAUAUGAACAAAACUUGUUCCUAUCUUAAGUGGUCUUUAUGUUCAUUUAAGAAAAAAAAAGAAACAACACAACAUAAUGUCUAUUUUAUGUGUACCUGGGUCAUGUCCUACUUAGAAUUUAGUUUGUAACCAGCAUUUAGAAUAACAACACUUGAAUUUAUUUGAUAUAUACUACUGAUAUAACGAUAACCAACAUAAAAUAAACUCAGACAAAAGAAGAUAAUACUCUUUGAAUAAAAUAUCCUGAGUCCCACUGUGAAAAUCAAACUGGUGUGAACUUUACUGAGCAACGUCAUUUUCAUCAGUUAAUUCAUUGAAAUAUUCUUUAUUUACAAGUGGCUUGUAUAAUUAAAAAUAAUGGAAUUUAUGCAGCCGUCAGCUUAACUCAAAUAUAUAUCAUCGAGCAAAGCUCAUUAAGUUGCAGAUCAUCAAAUGCACCUCAUCUUGAUCUUAGUUAUCCAAUGAGCCAAAUACUAUAGUUUUAAACCAUCUAAAUUCUUUAUAUUCAAAUUGCAAUAUGCUAUGUGGAAUAAGUAACUCAGUCAGUUCGCAUGAAAUUGCAAACACAAGUACUUCGACCAUAAAAAAUCAUAACCAUAACAGGAUCCAUUCAGAAUUUCCCAAUAAUCACUUCAAUAAAAUUCACAUGCUCAAAACAGAAACUGGUAAACGCCCACCAGCAGGUUGUUCCUGGGUCCCAAAUGAAAAAUUCGGUAUUCGACCUCAAUCACUUGGGCUAUACCAGUCAAAUCCCAUGUUACAUGAUCAAAGAAGCCUAGGUUCAAAUACUAACCCAUCAGACUCUUCACAUAGACCAACAAUUCUAAGCCCAGAUAUCAGUAGAAAAGAGGAUUUUAACAGUAAGUCUUAUUCCAAGAAAAGACGUGGAACCUUUGAUAACAAUAAUAAAAAUGUUACUGUUCCAACAAGUUUGGUGUCUCCGAAUAUUACUUAUAAUAGUAAUAAUACUUCUAAAAACGAGAAAUUCAAAACUAAUCUUCCAUAUUUUCACUCAUCUCACCCAAAGAAAAGUACGUCAAGAACUUCGAGUAGGGAAAAUAUCAGAGAACGUAGCCCUGUGAAAUUGUUUUCUGCUAAGGAAACACAUUUUCUGAAUUAUAAUGCAACGGGAAACGCACGUGAAUCAUAUAAAUAUGCAGCGGUAGUGGAUAAAUAUAAGGAAAAGAGUCAGUCAAUAUCAGAUGAAACAACUAAAGUAUCUCAGACACGAUCUGCUUCAACACCAUCAAGAAAAUUACCACAAGACGAAGAGAAAAACGCUAAGAAUGCUGAAUUCCAAAAGCAUCAUGAACCACAACUAAGCAGUUCACAGAUAAAAUCACAUGAAGCUAAUAAAUUGAUAAAAGAUUAUAAUAAUACACAAUCUUUAUCCAAGAAAAAUGAGUUACAAAAUGUAAUUUCUCCAAGUAUUAUUUCACAGAGAACCGACCAUUUAGAUAUCACUUCCUUUCUUGCUACAUCAGGUAACAAUACACCUAUAUGGUCAACUAAUCCACUCCUAAUAAAUGCUUUAACGAAUAGUAGUGUUGCGAGAUUGUGUGACUUGACAGAUCCUGCAGACGCAUUCAACUCUAAUAAACAAAGUUUAACUCAUGACAAUUAUAUUAAUAAUGAUUUAGAUGAAUUCACCCAGUUACAAAGUGUUUAUUCUCAAAUCACGAGUAAACAGAAAACUAAACAAAAAUAUAGUUUACCUAAUUCCAACUCUGCAGCAUCUAGUUUAUCUGCUGGAGAUGAUCGGACAUUUUGCGAUAGUGGAAUAUCUUCCUCAUCUUAUUCUAAAGAUAGCGCUUGUACAUCACCUUCUGAUCCAAAUGCCUAUAAUCCUAUGCCAUCCUUAGGGAUUAAUGAAUGGGUAUCUACCUGUAAAAUACCAUGUGAUAAAGAACCAAUAUUUGAUUCAAACUGUCACCAAAAACCAAAUCAAGGAAUACCAUUAUCGAAAUCUUCACGUAUUCCAAGCAUUUCAAAAUUAACGGAUAGGCCUAAAAUAAAUACUUCCUCAGAGAUGGUUGAUUCACAACCAGCUUUCAGUACAAUCCAACGAACCCAGAGACCUAAAACAGUUGGAAAGUUGAUAUGUCAAUCAAGCAAGGUGGUUACUUCAGUUAUUUCGCAAAACAAUGACUUUGAUUCACAGAGUCCUUCACUUAAAUUUAGUCAUGAUGUAAAUUCAUUAAAUAAAAUUUCUCAAUCAACAAAACAUUUGUGUGAUAAUGCUUCUAGACUUUAUUCUACCCCAAGUUCUUCAAAUGCAGUGAUUUCAAAACGUCCGAAUAAAAUCUUCAUUAAUUCAACUAGUGAUGAGGUUAGUAAAAGCGAGACGAUGAAUGUCAAAAUACAUAAUGAUACUGAUACUACUACUACUGCUACUACUACUACUACUACCAAUAAAACAAACACUACUACUUUUAAUAAUGCCAACAAUUAUAAUCAUAACUGUAAUAUUAAUAAAGAUUUGCCUCCAGAUAAUUUGAUUAAAUUAGAACCACCUAGGUCAAAUGAAACAAUCGAUGAUAUUCAAUGUAAUCAACUAAAUCAGACAUAUAUUUCUAACAAAAUGAAUAAACAGCGCAAUCACAGUCAUCAGCAGUUGAAACUUUCAAAUGCCCAACAACACAAGAUAUGCCACAACCAAUCAUCAGUUAUUAUAUCAGAUUGCGAUAAAAGUAAAGUUAAAAGAGAUAACGGGAAAUCAACAAUUCUUUAUGACGAACCGUCUUUGAAGAUAACAUGUAAUAAACUCGAACAACUUACUGAUACACGUGAAAUGAAUGGUUACUUUAAACUGUGCAGCCAAAGUGGAGUUAUUCCAAGACCCAGGGAGUUGUUCAGCUUAAUCGCAUCAGAAAAAGUAGUUGGUGAUCAGAAUAAAUCACCUGAUAUUAAACCAAUUAAAUCAUCAGUAGUUACUAGUGAACCUGAAAUAUCCCUCUUGUCAAAAAGUUUGCCGGGUGUAGUAGCAGAGAAUCCAUACCAUAAACCGGCCGACUUCACAAAUGAUCCUGACUUACUUUUGUCAUCUCUUUCUAAACUGAGUUGUGAUCCAUGUUUAGAAGAUAACUCUUGGGAUCAGAAUUACUUCUCUGAUGUUGAAAGUGAAUAUGCUGCACUAGAAUUAAUACUACCUAUACCAAAACGUGAGAGUUUGACGGAAGCUGAAAUUGCCCUGGAAUUAGACAAAAAGUUAUCAGAAGCUAUACCAGAUCAAGUGUCGGGUGCGUUUGUGAAUAUUAUUAAUCCGAAUACUUCGUUGACUAACAAUGUGGUUUCCUCAGGAAAGUGCUUAGAGCCUGGUUACUUUUCGGAUACAGAAGCCAUAUUUUCAUCCCAACGCAAGUUUAAACCAUUAUCUGAUCCUAACAACUGCAAACUUCCAAUUGCUUCCGUAGCCCCAAUAAUGUCUACACAACCAGCACCUUUUAUUAAUGUGUUAGAUGAAAAUAAAAAGCGUUUAUUGGCCCCAAAUAACAUAAACCUGAAGACACAUGAACUUUCAAGCCCUUUUCAAUGUACGUCGAAAAUUGAUGGCAUGAUGCAAAUACAAGAAAUAAAAUGGCCAAGACUCUGUAGUCUACAGAAUCUUGUUCAUAGUGAAAACAAAGGUCGACUGAGACAUUCUAGUAAUCACCACGACGCAAUUAACAAAACUUCUCUCCGAGUUACAAACUGCACUAUAGGUACAGGACCACUUAGUCAAGUUAAAUUGCCCUAUCCAACUGCAUCCAUGAUGGUCAAUGUGGGUUCGCUGAACGAUAUAACUGCGAAAUCCGGUGGUUCACAUUGUGAAGGCCAGAGAAAAGGAAUACACAAUACAUACUCUGAAUUAGAUCAAUGCAGAACAAGUGGUAAAUUAUUAAAUGGCGAUUUAAAUGGUGCUGCUUCGGCUCUUAAUUGCCCAUCAAUAAAAAGUGCCGAUUUAAUGAUUGAAAAUUUUCGUCAAGAAACUAAACGUCUACAAGAUCAUAUCGCUGUCCUAUCGAGUCAUUUAUCAGUGAAGGAUAGCAAAAUUGAAACUUUAGAGGAGACUAUGGAAAAUAUGGUAGUUCGCCUUGAACAACUUCAAGCCAUGGACAACUUCAAGAAUUCAGAAAUACAUGAGCUACAAAGUAUUAUAAAUCAACUUCGCGAUGAUAUGAAUAGUAAAUCUUUGGUCAGCUCUCCGAGUCAUUUUGAACCCAAACCGCCAAGAUCAACAUCUUGUCGUACACUUCCUGAUGCUAUGUAUCAAGAUCUUCAGGAUGCAGUAAGUCUAAAUAGUUUUACAAGCGGAACAAGUGCUGGUAGUCAAGAUCCUUCAAUUCACUCACAACAACAACAGCAACAGAAAAUGAACUCAAAAUCUGACGAAAAAUAUUCCAGCCAAAUUAGUAGAAGUCCAUCAGCAUUAGAUACCGAGAGGUCAUAUGUUAAACACUCACAUUGGUUACGCGCAUCAUUUAGCAAAGCGUUCAAGAAAAGAACGAAAAGUAACAUACGCCCAAAUGAUUCGGAAAUUUUAAUGAAUGACGACAGUACCACAAAUCUACAAUCUACUCUGCAUGAUCAAGUUACCGAGAAUAAUCAUAAAUUACAAUGUGAACAACAACUGGAUCGAUUAUAUCUAACAGUUAGCCGAAUGCGUUGGCAAAUGGAUUUACUUGAAGCCAGAAAUAAAAAACUCCAGGAGAUCGUAUUGAAAUAUAACCCAGAUGAAGUGCUACGCAACGAACUGUACACAGUGAAAUUAGAGAAAAAAGUUUCUCUAUAUGACCUAUCAACUCAUCAUUUCCAAGAUUCGUGUCAAUUUGUUCAAGUAUUUGUUCAUACUGAAAGUAUAUGUCAGAGAAAUUUAGAUAAGAUUCCAAACGCAAGUCAAUGUCGUGACCAACCAGCCGCUAAUAAUAAUUCUGCAGAUACACCGUUAAAUUGUAUUCGAUCAUUUAAGAUUGGUUGCACCGGACUAUUGGAUGAGAUGACCUGGGAAGACUUAGAUGAACGACUUCAAAAGUUACUUCAGUAUUACAUUAAUUUCUUGGAUCCUAAUAAUCAAUUACAGUUGGAAUCACUUGAACUACAAGCCUACCAAUUAAAUUUCACAUUCACUGAACAAAACGAAGUAAAAACACAAAGUAUUGUACGAUCCUUUACUCCCCCUACUUUAUCAUCAUCAACUGAAAGUCAGUUGCAGAUCUCUUGUACAAUAUUAUUACCUACAGCAUAUACAGAUGAACAGAUUUAUUCACAAUCCCCAAUUGUUUGGAUAAAUGAUAUGAUCAAUAAACAUGACACUAAACAUUAUACAUUAUCAAUACAAAUUCAUUUAAAAGGUUGCACAAUGAAAUUCCCGUUACAAAAAGAUCCAAAACCACCACAUCAACAAGUGUUUGAACAAAAAGAAAUGUUAAAAUACGUAUGUUUUGGAAGUUUAAUACCAUUGAUUACAUUAAAUACAUACUUAUCUACCAUUCGAGACAAUUCAAUAGUGAUAAUAUAUGGAGCAAGUGGAACUGGGAAGUCUCAGUUAGUAAACGACUUAACUAAAAUUUUGGUUGCAAAUCCACAUAUAAGAAUGCAGUUUACAAUUUUUGCUUUAAACACGAUGGAAGUACAACUGUUAAAGAAUUGAAGAAUACGCUAAGUCAGCAGUUAAAUUCAUUCACAAAUUACGGUUACCCCGAAGUAAUAAACUUACUCAAUAUUCAUCAUUUUCAAGGGUCACUUUCAGACCUUUUCAGUAUAUUGACAUUUUCUUCGAACUGUCCUAAGAUUAUAGGAACUAGUGGAACUGGUAACUUAGAACUUGAGAAGUUUCUGAUAGAUAAUCAGAUAAAGUGAGUUCAUCAAAUUUGUGAUUCAUUUAGCAAAUGAAGGCUACACAAUAUCGUUUCUCCAGGAAAAGGAGUGCCACAGUUUAGUGUUAAAUAUUCACCAAUAUUUAGCUUCCAUAGGCAAAUAUUUAAUCCAGAAGUGUUUCAUUUGCACUUAGUCGGAAAACAGGUUGUAUGAUGAAGAUCUUAACUAAACAAAUUACUAUCAAAAAUAUCAAAACAAAUAAGACAUGAUGAAGAAAUAGUAAAUUUUGACAUCAAUCAAGACAUUAAAAGAUGAAAUGAAGGUUGUCACGUUGAGUUUGAAAUUUGAACAAAUAUUUUCAUGAUAUAAUAAAGAUUUUAAUUCCCAUUUGUGUACGAUUUUCGAAAGUCUAAGUAUCCACUCCGGAGAAAUUCUAUAGACAUUCAAAAAAUCUAUAAAAGCUUUUUUACGGAAGUUUUCUACUGAAUAUUUAGUGAUAAAACAUGAAAGUUAAUUGACACUUAAGGUUAUUAUGAUUUUGAAGUACAACUGUUCUUUAAGUCAUUCAAAUAUGUGUUUUAACACACAGCCAGUUCAUUCCUCCCCACUUGAAACACUAGUGUUAUAGUAAACGCAGUUGAAUUUCUUGUCGUCAACUAUUUGACCAGAUAACCUUAACGAACAAUGAUUUAGAAACCAAAUACACGACAGUUUAUACACCCUGAGUCCCCCAAAGUCCUACUAUCGCUUGUAACAUAAUUUCCUUGUGCUUUUUAAGCAAACAAAAAAUGAACAUACCUUAUUGACCAGGUUUUCUAACACAACUGGCAUCGUAAUAAGUAUUGCUCUGAGCCUGAGUUUUAUGCUAUGUCAUGGCAGUGAAUUCUCCUCCGCUAUUCCUAAAUAUUAUAUGUAUCAUACCAACAUAAGUUUUAGGAAUUUACACCCUUUGACAUUUGGCUCUUGCAAGAAAUCCAAAUACAACUUCGAAUCUUAGGAUUUUUGUGUAAAUAUGGUUCAUCACUGAUUCUUAUCUAAAAUAGCCAUGUUUACACAACGUUGGUAUUAUAUUAUAUUAUUGUUUACUAAGAACUAGAAUAUCAUAUGAUAUGGAACACCAAUUUCAGAUUUUAAAAAAAUCUGUUCUUCAUUUAUAACUUUAUCUAGCAAGCUAUCUAGUGAUUUAUCUAUCAUGGAAAUUAAUAAUCAACCCACUAUGUUACAUCGUGAUUUGCACUUAAAAACACAAUCGUUUGCAACAAUUAGUCAGCUAGUUGAUCAGACCAACUAUGUCUUCUAAUUGUUCUACAGAAAUAAUCGUUAAUGUCAUAUGGCUGUUUUUCUUGCGAUUAAUUAUUUCAAAGCAUCACUAUUAUUCAGUAGUAAUUUGCUGCAUUUCAUUACUUUAAAAGGUGUACAAUUUGAGGAUAUGUGUAGCAUAACCUUUUUGCAUAUUAAUAAAACCACUACCUUUAUUUCAAUUGGCAGAGUUAUAAAUCAUUUGUCCGAUAUAAACGAUGCAAAAGAAUACUUAGAAAGAAGCUUAAACCGUAAAUUAAUUCAAUAUCGUUUAUUUAAUGAAUUUUAUUCUUCACAUGGAUUUAACGAAGAUAAAGAUUCUUUGGAUAAAUUUGUAACACAAGUUGAAGAUAAAAAUCUUAACCAUUUGAUUUCAUGGUUAACUGAAUUUUGGAAUCAACUAAAUGAAAUUCCUUAUUCAUUGCUACAAUCAAACCAGUUCACUAUUUUCGGUAUACGAACAUUUCUAACAUGUCCAAUGCAUUCACAGCUGUCAUUAAACUGGUUUCUUGACUUAUGGAAUAAUAUGUUGGUGCCUAUUUUGUUUAAGGAUAUAAAAAAUGUAACGACCUCUACUAUGCCGACAAAAAAAGAACCUUUAAACAAUAUAUUUAAAACAUUAAAUAAUAUUCUUGGAUGGAUAACGAUAACAUGGCCAUGGAAUCCUACACUUGUCAACUUUCCAAAAUCUAUUAGGGAACCAAAAAUAACUUUAACACAGAAUUCAAUAUCUAUGAUGAAAAAUUAUCAGUUGACGUUGUCCACAUUGUGUAAUUCCGACGUGGAAAUUUGUCAACACCGUACAAGUAUGGAUUCUGGUAUUAUUCUAGAUGGAAUAAAUCCAACAAACAACAAUCUUUUCAGUUGUUUUGAAAAUAACUCAAAUAUCAUGUAUGGUAACAAUUAUUAUAAUCAUUAUCAUUAUCCGUAUGGAAUGGGAGACAAUUAUAAUGUACAACAGCAUGGGGCCAAUAUAACUGAUUGUAAUCAACUAACGACGACAACAACCUACCAAUUAAGGAAUGAAAAUCGUACCAGCGGCAAUUGUACAAAAACUGUUACUUCUGUGAAGUAAGAAUAAUGAACAUAUACAAAACAUAAUUAAAAGUCCUUGUCUUUUCAAUCAGAAUCUUAUGUAAAAAGUCACAAUGUCAUUCUUGAUUUCUGCUUGUUUUUUCAUCAGUAAAAAUUUAGAUUGUCUUAUAUUUAUUCUUAAAUACUACAGGUUUAUAUCAUAUUAAUUAUAUCAUGAGUAUUCAACUUUGAAAAGGAUUGCUUUUUCCGAAUUUUUCUUUGCAAUAUUGCUUUUAUUCUGUAAGUAAUAUAUAUCUACACAAUUUGAUUUUCGUUUAGAACAAAAUUAAAGAUGAUAACAAUAAUUAGUUAUUAUCAAUGACUUGGAAUAAGAACAAAUUAUAACAGUUAUAGUUUCCUCACAGUGAAAAACGCUUGUCAGUUUCCUUUAUUCUAAAUAAAUAUGGAAGAGAUGACCGAGAACAACUAACAUUUUCAUGUUCUUUAAGAUGCUUAUAAAACCUUGAUUUGUUAUUAUAUAUAUAUAUAUUUCAAAUAAACGCAUCUAGAGCUC
Messenger RNA from Schistosoma mattheei, 8801 nucleotides. The record is from the annotation of a GenBank genome assembly. Lineage: Eukaryota; Metazoa; Platyhelminthes; Trematoda; Strigeidida; Schistosomatidae.